AUGUGGCCAGAUCUUAUACAGAAGGAAAAAGAAGGAGGGUUAGAUGUGAUUCAAACUUAUGUUUUCUGGAAUGGACAUGAACCACAACCUUGUCAAUAUUAUUUCGAAGAUAGGUAUGAUUUGGUGAAGUUCAUUAAGCUGAUUAAGAAAGCUGGACUCUAUGCUCAUCUCAGAGUUGGUCCUUAUGCUUGUGCUGAAUGGAAUUUUAGAAUCACUACAAAUGAAGGAGUUUUAGCUCUCUGGAAAGGUGCGGGUCCCACUGUGGUUAGGGAAAUGGCAUUGAACAUGGGCAUGCAUGCAUCCUAUGAUCAAAGUGUUGAGUUCUUGGACCAUAUUACCCUUCUUACGCUAAAUGAAUUUGCGACUUAUUUUCUUCUUCAGAAGUGCAUAUUUGAGAAUCCACAACUGAGUACCUUUGGGAGUGAAGCUAAACUUGAAGAAAUAAGAAAUAUUGUUCAGCAACUACUGAGAUGGGCAUGGAAACACAACAAGAACCUUCAAGAACAGGCUGCUCAACAAGAACACCGCAACACCGUUUACAAUACCGUAGGGAUGCUAGAUGCCACCUGGACUACUGUAUUACUUGGACCAACUUCAGCAUGA
This is a messenger RNA of Lactuca virosa, 603 nucleotides long. The record is from the annotation of a GenBank genome assembly. Lineage: Eukaryota; Viridiplantae; Streptophyta; Magnoliopsida; Asterales; Asteraceae.